Messenger RNA from Malus domestica (apple), 3103 nucleotides. Its product is annotated as adagio protein 1-like. Gene Ontology annotation, biological process: response to blue light; circadian rhythm. NCBI's taxonomy places the organism in Eukaryota, Viridiplantae, Streptophyta, Magnoliopsida, Rosales, Rosaceae. The record is from RefSeq and is a predicted model, not a curated record. Gene Ontology annotation, cellular component: cytosol; nucleus; SCF ubiquitin ligase complex. Gene Ontology annotation, molecular function: protein binding.
GAAACCCGACCCGGCUCCCAACAACACCAGCCGGUCCAGAGAGUUUCCAUUUUUACGAUCAAGGCAGUUAAAAGUCCAGCCGACCAUCCGUUAGGCUUUAAGCUAAUUUCCACAAACACUUGCCACCACUCGUAUUUCUCAAUCUUUACCCACACCCACACCCACACCCACACCUCCCACCUCCCACCUCCUCCGCUCCCCUUCCAUCUCUGCCAACAACAAUUCCAAUCGAACUUUCCAUUGGUUGAAGGAGGAAGACGACGAUUCAAAUUCUUCUGGCCGAUUGAAAGCAAUAUCUAUGGAGUGGGAUAGCAAUUCCGAUCUGAGCUCCGAGGAGGAGGAGGACGAGGAAGGGAGCUUGAUUUUCCCUGACGACGACGACGUUUCUGCCCCUGGUUCGCUUCCGCUUCCGUUCCCCGUCGAGAAUUUGCUCCAAACGGCGCCGUGUGGCUUCGUUGUGACGGACGCUCUCGACCCUGACCACCCCAUCAUCUACGUCAACACUGUGUUUGAAAUGGUCUCGGGGUACCGUGCCGAGGAGGUUCUUGGUCGCAAUUGCCGGUUUUUGCAAUAUAGAGGACCAUUUGCAAAAAGAAGGCAUCCACUAGUAGACUCUGCAGUAGUUGCAGAAAUUAAAAGAUGUCUGGAGGAGGGUAUUGAAUUCCAAGGUGAGUUAUUAAACUUUAGGAAAGAUGGAUCUCCAAUGAUGAAUAGAUUGCGGCUGACACCAAUCUAUGGGGAUGAUGAUGUGAUAACUCACAUCAUCGGGAUUCAGUUCUUCACGGAGGCAGAUAUUGAUCUAGGUCCCGUGCCUGGCACUUCAAUCAAGGAGUCAGCAAAAUUUUCUGAUCGGUUUCGUUCUUGUCUUUCUGGUUUCCGUCCUGCUGCCUUCCUGGGGGAGCGGAAUAUGUGUCGUGGGGUUUGUGGAAUGUUGCAAUUGAGUGAUGAGGUACUUGCUCUCAAGAUUCUAUCGAAAUUGGCACCUAGAGACAUUGCAUCUAUUGGUUCAGUCUGUAGGCGGCUGUAUGAGCUUUCGAAGAAUGAAGACCUUUGGAGAAUGGUCUGCCAAAAUGCAUGGGGUAGUGAAACAACUCGGGUUUUAGAGGCUGUGCCUGGUGCGAAGAGGCUAGGUUGGGGUAGGUUGGCACGGGAGCUGACUACUCUUGAAGCAGCGACAUGGAGAAAGGUGACUGUUGGAGGUUCUGUUGAACCCUCACGCUGUAACUUUAGUGCUUGUGCAGUUGGAAAUCGUGUUGUCCUUUUUGGUGGUGAAGGGGUUAAUAUGCAACCGAUGAAUGACACCUUCAUAUUGGAUCUAAAUGCCAGUAACCCAGAGUGGCAGCAUGUCCAAGUCAGCUCUCCUCCACCUGGUCGUUGGGGCCAUACACUAUCUUGUGUGAAUGGGUCCCAUUUGGUGGUAUUUGGAGGCUGUGGAAGGCAGGGCUUGCUAAAUGAUGUGUUCGUACUGGAUUUGGACGCAAAGCCUCCAACUUGGCGUGAAAUAUCUGGGUUGGCUCCUCCACUUCCUAGAUCAUGGCACAGUUCCUGCACUCUUGAUGGCACCAAGUUGAUAGUUUCAGGUGGCUGUGCAGAUUCUGGAGUACUCCUUAGUGAUACUUUUUUGCUUGAUCUCUCAAUGGAGAAACCUGUGUGGAGAGAGAUACCAGUAGCAUGGAAGCCCCCUUCAAGAUUGGGCCACACCCUGUCUGUAUAUGGUGGUAGAAAAAUUUUGAUGUUUGGGGGCCUGGCCAAAAGUGGUCCACUUCGUUUUCGUUCCAGCGAUGUGUUCACAAUGGAUCUGAGUGAGGAUGAACCGUGUUGGAGGUGUGUUACAGGGAGUGGAAUGCCCGGUUCUGGAAAUCCAGGGGGCAUGGCUCCUCCUCCUAGACUGGAUCAUGUAGCUGUGAGCCUUCCAGGUGGGAGAAUACUGAUCUUUGGAGGGUCUGUUGCUGGUCUUCACUCUGCGUCACAACUUUAUCUCUUAGAUCCAAUGGAUGAAAAACCUACAUGGAGGAUAUUGAAUGUACCUGGGCGGCCCCCAAGAUUCGCCUGGGGACAUAGUACUUGUGUUGUUGGAGGGACAAGGGCAAUUGUCCUUGGUGGUCAAACUGGAGAAGAGUGGAUGUUAAGUGAACUCCAUGAGCUUUCACUGGCAAACUCUGUAAUCUGAUUAAGAGUAUAUGGGAACACGCUGUAACCACACAUUAGCCUUCAAGUGCAAGAUUGGGGUUCAUUCGGAGGAAUCGGCCAGGCAGAGGUUGCUGCUUCAGUCGCUAAUAGCUCUUGACAAAAGUUACUUUAGUCGGGGCUUGUUUUGGGUGUUAGAGGUAGUGCACAUUUCUUAUAUGGAAUUGUCCUGGCUCGAGAUGAACUUUCAAUAAUUUCAUGAGUGACUUGAACCAUGUUUGUUUUUUGUGAGGUUUGUGUGACUACCCUUCAGUACGGAGAGUGACUUAUUCUUCCUUGGUCAGGUUAGUAGUACAUAGUGGAUAGGUAGGUUUAUAUAUGUAGGCCUAGUCUUAUUAUACCUAUGUGUUGUUUUACGUUCUGUAAUUUGAACCAAAUGUAAAAAAUGAUGCAUGUUUAUAGUAACGUAUUGCUAGUCCUCUCCUCUAUAUGUAAUGAAUCCUUGUUCAGCUAUCCUUCAUUUGAGUAAGACAUGGCAUCCAGCUUAGAAGAUAGACAAGUAAGGAUUGUGUGGCAGAUUUGUGUAGAAGCCAGCCAAGCCAGCCUUCAACUCUGCAGAACAUGGCGGUCAUAUUUGGGUGCAGACCAAGUUUUCCGACUGAGUUUCAAGCAUUUCCAGUCUCGAAGGAAUGCGGCUUCUUUGGUUUGCUGCCCUGAAUCUUUGCUCUUUGGUUUCUCUUUGAUUCCGUGUUAUCUUACAUUUUCCUCGUUACCCGCAGCCAGAUACAUUUGUUAUAUAAAGUUGACUGCUGCUGUGACUUGAUAUCGUUUGUAUGCGCUUACCGAGUUUGUGAUUGGAAGGAAUAUGGCAUCUGCUUUUGCUUUCGCUUUGUUUUGGCAUAUGACUACUUGUGUAGUGUGAGUUAAAAGAGUAAUCUUGUAUUUUGAUAGCUUUCAUUCCACAUUCUUUCUCCCA